This is a messenger RNA of Blepharisma stoltei, 2314 nucleotides long. NCBI's taxonomy places the organism in Eukaryota, Ciliophora, Heterotrichea, Heterotrichida, Blepharismidae. The record is from the annotation of a GenBank genome assembly.
AUGAAUGGGCCUUUAUCCUUAAAUACAAUAAACACCCCUUUUCAAUCACCAGAUGAUAUUCCUGAAGAUAAAUGUUUUUCUGAUACCUUUCUUGAAUCCCAAGAUCUAGAAAAUGGGUCAAUUCAAAAUCUCAUUUCUCAAAGGGAAUACGGACUUAUCUACUCUUGGAAUUCCUCUUGCUCCAAUAAGCUCAUCCCCAAUACUGUAUUAAAUAUUUAGUUUUUUUCAGAAAAAGCUGAUUUUGAUAGCUGAGCUUAUAAUGGGCAAUUUUCACCGACCGGAAAUAUUUAUUGCUGCACUUCUAAGCGGCAAAUUAAGAUUUUUAACACAGUGGAUCCUUUUAACUGGACUCUUCAAAGGUUUCUAACGACUGAUGACCCUUUUUGAGCAUAUACAGAUAUGGAUAUAAGUCCUUGUGAAAAAUUUAUCAUUCUUUGUUCAGUUGAUCCCAAACUUAGAUUGGCCACAGUCGAAAAUAACGCUACAAGCGAUAAUAUGCAUUUUGAUAGUAUUUCUUCUUAUGAUGAGGUCAAUGCAGAUACAGGAAUUUUUAGUGUUAAAUUCUCUGGAGACGGAAGCAGUGUUAUUUUCAGCACAAAUAGGAAGUCUAUAGUACUUUAUGAUUUAAUAAAAAGGCAAAAUAUUAUUAACCUGCAAAAAGCUCAUGAUGAUGACGUGAAUUCAAUUUGUUUUUUGGACCCUGAGAAGGAAAAUAUAGUAGUUUCAGGCUCUGAUGAAUCCUGCAUAAAAAUAUGAGAUAUGCGAUGUUUAAAUUCUGAUGGAUCCGCGCAUGGGGUGCUAAUUGGCCAUAGAGAAGGGAUAACUCAUGUAGCUCCACACUCAAAUGGGAUUUCUUUAAUUUCAAACAGCAAAGACCAAACACUUAAAUUGUGAGAUAUAAGAACUAUAACAAGCCAAAAAGCCUAUAUAGAUUUUAAAAGAAGUCACCGAUAUCAGACAUAUUUUGACUAUAGAUGGGAAGACUAUCCUUUGAGAAACUAUAGAAAACGACUCUCAGCUGAUUCUUCUUUUGAUGAUUAAAAUAUAGCGACGUUCGAAUUUUCUGUCUCCUUGACCGAAGAUUCAUCUCUUGUAUAUUUUAAUUAUAAGGUUUAGCUUCCCCUGGUGAAAUUAUCAUAACUAUGUCAGGAAACCUAAAGCCAAGUGGUUUUUUCUUUCGGGCUCUGACCUUAGUAAUCGAAUUUUCCAGAAGGGUAGCACCUACCACAGCCGGAAGAAAGUGAGAAUUUAGGGUGUCAGGCAGACCCAAGUAGGGAAUAUAUAUAGGAGCUUUCGAAACCCAAAUUUCAAGACUGGAGUCCUCCUCAUGAAACAAGUCAAGGAAGCCAUAGUUUUGCGGAUUAGAAGAAGAGGCACAAAUGCUCCAGACAGUUUUGGAGGUAGCUAUGGCAGAUGGCAACCUAGUAAUUGACUUAAGCAUAGUAACUAAUAUUUUAUUUUGAUUUUUCUUUAUCAAAUACGUAAAAUGGUGGCCUAACCUCUUGAUGCAAUUUUCUCAAUCUCAUAAAAGGCGAAUUUGGCGAGAACCCAGUCGAAAUUCAGGUCAUGUGCUUAUGUACCGGUAGGUUUUGACUCAGUACCUGUUGUUGGAAAGAAGCAGCAUGGCAAUGCCAUUCGGGCCACAAAGGUGGACUUCGCCAUGAUGCCAGGGGUUGCAGCAUACUCCUAGGUAUUAAGCUUUUUCUGCAGCUGCUGAGGGAAGGUGCCAAACACCCAUCAGACUCCGGGCUCUUCCCAGAUCAAGCUACUUCUCUAAUGCACCCAAAGCAGUGCUUCAGAAAUCCAUAAUCCUCCCAGUCAACACUGGAGUCCUAUCAAGGAAAUGAGGAGUCGUGCCUCCUUUUGCUCACUCAUGCUACCCUGACGUUAGGCAGAUUUAGAGAAGAAGAAAAGUAGUAUACGAGCAUUCUCGCCGGCGAAUCAUCAGAUAAACACUUAUUGAUUCUUGACAAAUGUGCAACCAAUACAACUCUCGCCCAUCUGCAAGUUAAAAUAAGACGAACAUUCUUCUUUGCUAACUUUUAAAAGGCACACUGUAAGAAAAACCUGCAUAAAAUGCUAUUUUUCACCUUUAUUUACAACAGGAAAUCGGUUUAUUUAUUCUGGAAGCUGUGAAGGGAAUGUGUAUAUUUUUGAUUCUAUAACUGGAAAGACUGUCAGAAUUCUUGAAGAUACUGUUAGAGUCCUCCCACCCGAAAAAAAAUUGGUGAGAGACGUUUCAUGGCAUCCAUUUAUACCGCUUAUUUGUGCUACUUCUUUUAGGAGGAAAAUUCUUUCAUACAGUUUUCUUUAG